AUGGAUUCAAAUCAGCAUUUACUCGGCAAGAACCACCCUAUGGAAGAGGAUAACGACGUUGAUGUGCUGUUGGGUUCCAAUUUAGAAAAAGACUCGGAGCAAGAGCUAGACGAUAGUCUUGUAUUCGUUCAGCAAGACGAUACCGAGGACACAGGGUCGUUGUUCACGAGAAAGAUAACCUUCGAACUUUCUGAUUCCGAUGAUGAAGAGGAUGCGGAAGGAUACUUCGCACGGAGUAAUAGCAAUCCCCAUAAUCGUGAUACUUUAACCUCCAGUGCCGAUCCCACUGUGGGGACCAUCUCCUUCAACUUUCGGUCUUAUCGAAGCCUAAGAAAGUUCGAAAUCAACAUCUAUAAUUAUAGGAUAGGUAAGGAGGCUGCGCAAGGUGGUACUAGUGAGGUCAUCUUCGGUGAGCCUAUGGUUAGGGAAUUCAAUCCUCAGGCUCCAAUCAACGCAGAGCUCAGUGGUGAGAGCUGCAGUCUCUGUGAAGCGAACCCUUGUAAGUCCAUCCUUCUUCGUGAAGAGAGGUUUGAGUCACCUCGUAUUCUCGGUCUUUCGGUAGAGACGCCGCCCAGAAAGUUCCUCGUGAUCGUGGACGCCUUGUCCACAGAGAUAGCGAAAGGUAAUGUCGUUUCUCCAUCUGCGUUUCAUGACUUGUAUAGGCAUGGUUCCAAAUACGUUGGUAUAAUCGCUGAGAACGUGGAAUACUUGAUCACAGUAACGUGUUCCUCAUGUAAGCAGUUCACCAAUCGGCUCCAAAGACUUCUGGCAUUGGCUGUUAGAGCAAUUAGACUCUUUGAUGAAGAAAAUGAGCAUAUUUUACACGAAGGCUUGGAAGACUUCAAUUCACAAUUGCAUGAAAGCUAUGCUGACUGCGCCGGGUUGUUGAAAGACCUCUAUCAAUUUGAAAACAAAGUCAGGGAGAAGAAGUUGUUUUGGCAGGCGAACGCCUCUGAAACAAUCACACUGAUGGAAGAGGCUGCGUACUUUGAUGCCCAUGUGGAUGAUAUUGAGGAGAAUUUUCGGGAACACAACGAUGAGACCAUAUAUUUCACAGACUCACAAGAAUCUUGUUACAUUGAUUUGUAUAAAAACGCAAUGCAAUUCUUGAUAGAAGAGGACGCAGGUACCUUGGUCAAUCAGUUGGGAUGCGCCUUGAGCCAGAUCCUAGUGGAUUUGAAAGAAUUGCAAGAAAUCGUGAAGAUCAUCUUGGGAUGGCUUGUUGGGAGGCUCUAUUAA
Messenger RNA from Candidozyma auris, 1239 nucleotides. RefSeq lists its product as uncharacterized. The record is from RefSeq and is a predicted model, not a curated record. NCBI's taxonomy places the organism in Eukaryota, Fungi, Ascomycota, Pichiomycetes, Serinales, Metschnikowiaceae. The transcript has a single exon. The coding region runs from base 1 to 1239 and encodes 412 amino acids.